Ziziphus jujuba (common jujube) is the source of this 2391-nucleotide messenger RNA. RefSeq lists its product as uncharacterized. NCBI's taxonomy places the organism in Eukaryota, Viridiplantae, Streptophyta, Magnoliopsida, Rosales, Rhamnaceae. The record is from RefSeq and is a predicted model, not a curated record. The transcript has 2 exons. Bases 1470 to 1988 code for a protein of 172 amino acids.
GGAAUGGUGCCAGCUCAGCAUAGCUUUAGCACAGCCUUGGUGCCAGAUUAUCACACCAGUUAGUUAAAUGUCAUGUGACCCACCACGUGCUUGUAUUUUAGUUAUAAGUUUGUUAGUUUCUGUUUUAGAGUACUAAUAUAAAUACUUGAUGUAUUAGUUUCUUGUUUUUAAUUAGUUUUACAGUAACUCGAAAAAGAACUCUCUAGAAGUUUACUCUGGAAGUUUUCUGCUUUUUCUGAUUUUUCUUUCUUGAAUUUUCUCUUGCACUUUCUUUCUUUUUCUUGCUGUUUUUCUUCCUUCUCAUGGUAUCAGAGCCAGCCUUCGUGGCUACUCAGAAAUAUGUGUUGGUUGUUGUUACACCUUUCUCAAGCAAUUUUAUGAAGCUUGAGGAAGAUAAUUUUGUUCUAUGGAGGUCACAAAUUCUUCCUACUCUCAAAGGGCACGAUCUGGAAAAAUUCAUUCUUAUCCGAAGAACAGCGUCAGGAAAAGUUUUAGUUCUUGCAUACGAUAGAUCUGGCGGUGUUGCUGAUAUUGACGAAGAACUUGGAUAUUGGGUGAAACUGGAUCAAUUGCUAUUAGGAUGGAUUCGAGCUACAAUUUCACGCGAAGUUCUACGUCAUCUGGUUGGGUUACAAACAACAUUUGAUGUUCGGCAGACUCUUGAAUCUAGGUAUGCAUCUCACUCAAGAUCUCAGAUUUUACGUCUUCAAACAUAGUUACAAUCCACUAAAAAAGGAGGUUUAAGCAUUAAUGAAUAUUGGCUCAAAAUGAAGAUAAUUGCUGAUGAUCUUGAGGCUGCUGGUGAAUUUGUGCAUGAGAUAGAUUUUGCAUAUUAUAUUCUUGGUGGUUUAGGACUUGAGUUUGAUCCUGUCUCUGAAAAUCUUAAUUCUCGACUAGACUCAAUCAGCUUGACAGAGGUUUGAUCUCGAUUACUUGCAUAUGAAAGCAAGUUGGAAGACUAUAAUUAUACUCUUUCUAUGAAUCUUGGUCAUUCUCAUUCAGCAAAUAUGAUAAGUUCAGUUUCUCAUACUGGUUUGAAUUCUAUAAACUUGGUUCAACCACCAACUCAUGGGCAUGUUGAGACCUCUGGACAUAAUUUUCAGUUUUCUGGUCCCAAUAUCAAUGUUGGUCAUGGUUUCUCUCCACGAGCUUGGUGUGACAGAGGAUUUGUUGGCAACUACAAUUAUCGAAAUGAGAAUUACAAUACUCGAGGUCGAGGUUUCUUUGGUCGUGGAAGGGGUACUAAUUGACCAAUUUGUCAAGUCUGUAAAAUGGUUGGACAUACUGGUGAUGUUUGUUAUUAUAGGUAUGCUCAACCAUUUCAGCACAGUGUUCCAUAGCCAAGCUUUACUGUUGGAGGUGCUAAUCCUAGGACUUUCUUUGCUGGAGUUCCACACACUCUACCACACACUCUACAAUCUGGUUUUUCUGAUAACUUUUUACAUAAUUACAAUAUAAGAUCACCAGUUAUGCCUGAAUCAACUAUUGGGAUUGUUGCUCCAAAUUUACAGUCAUAUGGUUCAAUGUCUGGUUUGUCUAAUCCUUUUUCUUAUGGUGUCUCAAAGCCACUUGGUAGUUCUAACAACAUCUCUGGUCAAGUGCCACAGCAGUUUACUGGUUUUUAUGUUCAUAAUGGUGUACCUCACUUCGGUGCACCUCUUUCUGCUUCAAUUGGCAUGAAUUCUGUUGAUUAUCCUUUCAUGCCUCCAAUGUCAGCUUCCAUUGGAUCAAAUGUUAUUGGUCAUUCUUCAGUGCCUCAAAUGUCAGCUAAUAUGAGUAAUCUGUCUCUUUCUCCACAUUCUAGUGUUAAUGUUGUGUCUGCAACAGUGGACCCAAACUCUUCCUGGUUCUUAAAUAGUGGAUCUACUAAUCAUGUAGCUGCAGAUGGUGAUAGCGUGCUUGAACAUAUUGAGUUUCAAGGGAACAACAAACUUACUGUUGGCAAUGGCCAGAAUGUGGAUAUUACUCAUAUUGGACAAGUUAGGUAGAACUCAACUUAAAAGAGUAUUGGAAGAUGGAUUGUACAAAUUGCAAGCUCUUGUUCUUAGAAGACAAAGACUACAUGCAAAUAAGAUGUUUACCAGUUCUUAUACUGCUGACUUUGGUUCAGAUCGUGACAAGGGUCACUAUUUCUCAAAUUGUGCUACUAAAUCUGCUGCUGGUGUUUCUGGUGUUGUUGAUGAAUCGUUUUGCUUUCCUUUAACAUGUACUACUUCCUCUCAGAGUUUACCAAAUGUAACAAGUGACAGUUGUCUUAGAAUCAAUGUUUUAGAGUUUGCAUUGUUUUAUAAUAGACUUGGACAUCCAAAUAGUAAAGUUACAUUGGAAGUCCUCAAAAGUUGUAAUAAGAAAUUUCUUAAUAAAGAUGAGUUCUUUUGUGAUGCCUGCCAA